AUGCUUCGAAGACUUGCCCAACUCCUCCCUGCCCUCGCCAUCUCCACUCUCGUCUCAGCUCAUGGUUAUGUACAGCAGGUGACGAUCGACGGCACCGUCUACAAGGGCAAUAACUUAAAUGUGGAAACCCCUGCCCCUUCUAUCAUCCGUCUUGUCAGUACGAACAGUCCCGUUAAGGGUGCCCAAAACCCGUACAUCAACUGUGGGCAAGACGCUCAGUUCGCUUCCCUGGCAGGAAAUGCGAACCCUGGCUCCCAGCUCGAGAUUCUAUGGGUCGGCGGAACAGAUGGGUCAUCCAACUGGCCCCAUAACACAGGCCCACUGAUGCACUACAUGACCAAGUGCGAUGGCUCUUGCUCAACGUACAACUCGACGAACUCCGAGUGGUUCAAGAUCUCUGAACUUGGUCUCGAGGCGGACGGCAAUACCUGGUAUCAAGCAAACUUGAAUUCUCGAGCUCCUGCGAACGUGACGAUCCCGAGCACUCUCGCACCCGGAAAUUAUUUGCUUCGCUCGGAGAUUAUCUCCCUCCAACUUGCAAUGUCUUCAGGAGGCGCUGAGUUUUACCCUGCGUGCAUUCAACUUCAAGUCGGCGGUUCUCAAACUCAGGGCCCGACGUCGAGCGAGGAGUGCUCAUUCCCUGGUUGUUACAGUGAUGACGAUGCCGGUAUUCUAACACCAGACAUCUACAACCCUCCCAUUCAGUACACGUUCCCCGGCCCUCCUGUCGCAAGCUUCGUGGACGCCGGGUCAAGCUCUGCUGCGCCUUCUUCCGCCGGCUCUGUAUCGGGUUCCUCAGCAGGGACUACAUCAACCUUUGCCAACGGCCCUUCCUCCACCAUUAUCGCAUCAGCCACUCCAAGUCCAACGGUGACAGGGCAGUGCAUGCUUAGUGGCCGUUCCGUCAACGAGGGUGUUGUCAAGCGAGACAGCAGGAACAAGCGGACGCACAAACGGAGACUUGUCCGUUCGCACUAA
Suillus plorans is the source of this 978-nucleotide messenger RNA. Its product is annotated as glycoside hydrolase family 61 protein J. Lineage: Eukaryota; Fungi; Basidiomycota; Agaricomycetes; Boletales; Suillaceae. The record is from RefSeq and is a predicted model, not a curated record. Bases 1 to 978 code for a protein of 325 amino acids. The transcript is spliced from 4 exons.